AUGUUCUCCAAGCGCAAAGCUAUGGACGCUGGAAAACGUCCUGCAAUCCACGAAGGCCAUGCGGCGCCGUUGAUUCAGAUUCUGGCAUGGCUCUUUCUCGUCUUCUCGAUAUUAGCUGUUACAGCGCAGUUUGCCACCAAGAAAGCUAUGGCUCGGCGAUUUGUACGAGCUGACUUCGUACUGUUAGCCGCUUUGGUCCUGUCCGUAGGACAGGCAGCUACGCUUCUUAGUCCUGCUGGUCAGCCUAUCGGGAAUCUACAGGCUGGUCUCUCACCAGAUCAGAUCGAUGGAGCUUGGAAGGCUUUGUUCAGCAGCGAGAUAUUGAGCGUGCUUACCAUUGUUGCCGCCAAAGGCUCACUGCUCGUCUCUCUUGGAUCAGUGACACCGGUCGCUGGACACCAGAUGAUGAUGCGCGCAACGGGCAUUCUGACGCUACUAUGGGGACUGAGUGCUAUCUUUCUCUUCGCCUUCCAGUGUCCAUCGCCACAGCGAUGGGAUAUUACGAACCCAAAGUGUAUGGAUAUCCGCGCCAUACGAACGUACAAUGCUGUCAUGAGUAUCGCGACCGACCUUGCGCUCGCGAUCGUGCCUACAUUGAUGGUGUUGCCCUUACAAAUCACAUCGGAGAAACGCCUGACACUCGUCACUGGCUUUUGGUCACGCAUAGUUGUCGUAUUCGCCUCCGCUGCUCAGAUCGGAUACAUCCGUAGCCUACCCCAACAAAGCGACCUUCUUCACUCGAUCUGGCGCAUCGUCGUAUGCGGACAAGUAGCUCAAGUCGCUAGCAUCAUGACCACAACGAUCCCCUUCCUGAAACCUUUUAUGAUGAGCCUCGACUCGGGCCUCUGGAGCGCCAACCAUGCUGGUGUUGCUACUACGUCAAGCUAUGCAUCUGCAGUUCGUACAGGCCAUUUGUCGAGCUAUGUCAAGAUUGCCAGUCAACAGAGUCGAGAUCCAUCGAUCGUGAAAGGAGACAAGGAUAUCGAUAUCUGGGUACGCAAGGAAAUAGUGGUAAAGAGAGAACCGAGUAUCGAGCUGCGAGAUAUCGGAGGGAUUGGAAGAUAA
This is a messenger RNA of Alternaria postmessia, 1065 nucleotides long. RefSeq lists its product as uncharacterized. The record is from RefSeq and is a predicted model, not a curated record. NCBI's taxonomy places the organism in Eukaryota, Fungi, Ascomycota, Dothideomycetes, Pleosporales, Pleosporaceae. Bases 1 to 1065 code for a protein of 354 amino acids. The transcript is spliced from 5 exons.